This is a messenger RNA of Lontra canadensis (Northern American river otter), 1677 nucleotides long. RefSeq names its product odd-skipped related transciption factor 2 (gene OSR2). Gene Ontology annotation, biological process: urogenital system development; embryo development; regulation of transcription by RNA polymerase II. Gene Ontology annotation, molecular function: RNA polymerase II transcription regulatory region sequence-specific DNA binding; DNA-binding transcription factor activity, RNA polymerase II-specific. The transcript has 4 exons. Gene Ontology annotation, cellular component: nucleus. Bases 349 to 1287 code for a protein of 312 amino acids. The record is from RefSeq and is a predicted model, not a curated record. NCBI's taxonomy places the organism in Eukaryota, Metazoa, Chordata, Mammalia, Carnivora, Mustelidae.
UCGGCUCCAACAACCCCCGAGCUUUACCAACUCCACGUCCACAGACCCAGACGAAGGCUGGGAUCCGCUCUCGCUUUUGCUGCUCGCCGUCCUCCAGAUCAUGUCCGCGGCUCCCGGGAUUCCGCUCGGAAAAAGAAGUUUGCCCCGCGUGGACCCCAUGACCUUUCCGAGCUCCGCGCCUCACCACCUGGGCCGGGUCUGAUCGGCACUGCCCGGGCGGACCCUUCAGAGGGAGGGUUUGCUCUGCGUGCUGUUGCCUCUCUGGGUUUUCACCGGAGCCCCACGCCCACCUGCCUCCGAGUCCUGGAAGAAAGGGGCGGUUCCCUCCGCCCCCCAACAGCCGGGAGAAUGGGGAGCAAGGCCCUGCCGGCGCCCAUCCCACUCCACCCGUCGCUGCAGCUCACCAAUUACUCCUUCCUGCAGGCCGUGAACACCUUCCCCGCCGCGGUGGACCACCUGCAGGGCCUGUACGGUCUCAGCGCCGUGCAGACCAUGCACAUGAACCACUGGACACUGGGGUACCCCAACGUGCACGAGAUCACCCGCUCCACCAUCACCGAGAUGGCGGCGGCGCAGGGCCUCGUGGACGCACGAUUCCCUUUCCCGGCUCUGCCCUUUACCACCCACCUCUUCCACCCCAAGCAGGGAGCCAUUGCCCACGUCCUCCCAGCCCUGCACAAGGACCGGCCCCGUUUUGACUUUGCCAACUUGGCGGUGGCCGCCACGCAAGAGGAUCCCCCUAAGAUGGGAGACCUGACCAAGCUGAGCCCGGGGCUGGGUAGCCCCAUCUCGGGGCUCAGUAAAUUGACUCCGGACAGAAAGCCCUCCCGAGGGAGGUUGCCCUCCAAAACGAAAAAAGAGUUUAUCUGCAAGUUUUGCGGCAGACACUUUACCAAAUCCUACAACUUGCUCAUCCACGAGAGGACCCACACGGAUGAGAGGCCAUACACGUGUGACAUCUGCCACAAGGCCUUCCGGAGGCAAGAUCACCUGCGGGAUCACAGGUAUAUCCAUUCCAAAGAAAAACCUUUCAAAUGUCAGGAGUGUGGGAAAGGAUUUUGUCAGUCUAGAACUCUAGCAGUUCACAAAACUUUACACAUGCAGGAAUCUCCACACAAAUGUCCCACAUGUGGAAGAACCUUUAAUCAGAGAAGUAAUCUGAAAACUCACCUUCUCACCCAUACAGACAUCAAGCCCUACAGCUGCGAGCAGUGCGGCAAAGUGUUCAGGCGAAACUGUGAUCUGCGGCGGCACAGCCUGACUCACACCCCGCGGCAGGACUUCUAGAGAAGCCCAGGAUGUGUCCCAUGCCGCCGCUGCUCCCCUCCCCAGACACCUCUCCACGCCUCCCACCCAGGGGUUGCGCCCCCCAACCCCUUACAGACCCCAGCUCUUCCCCUGCUGCAGCCACACCUGCAGCCCCGGGGAGUUAACCCUUCUUCUCGAGGACUGAGAACUGUAGAAAGCCACACAAGUACAUCCCUUCACAAAGAGCAUAUGCUAGUUCUUGUAGAUAUUCACAGCUCAUUUUAGAGCUCUGUACAUAAUGUCGUGGGUCUUUGUUUUGUUGUUUUGUUUGUUUUUGUAUCUUGUUGGAUGCACCUAGGUAUGGAAAAUGGAAGCCAAAUUUAUCUUUAAAGAGUGUAUUUCCAAAAUAAAACUCCUUGUUUGUUUCAA